AUGAAAUCUCUCCAAAUCAACAUUCCUUUCCUUGAAGCUUUAGUUGAAAUGCCAAAAUAUGCCAAGUUUCUCAAGGACUUGUUAACAAACCGUAAGAAGAUUGAGGGGUUAUCAAAGGUAGUAUUGAAUGAAACUUGUUCUGCUGCAAUGCUAAACAUGCUACCAAAGAAGAUGGGAGAUCCAGGAAGCAUAACCUUGCCAUGCCAAUUCGGGAAUCUAGCAACAAGUCAUGCUCUAGCUGACUCGGGAGCAAGUGUCAACUUAAUGCCCUAUUUGUUCUUCAAGAAGCUCGACCUUCCCGAACCAAGACUGGUCCGCAUGGUUAUCCAUUUAGCCAAUAAAACUAUGACGUUUCCAAGGGGUAUUUGUGAAGAUUUGCUGGUGAAAGUAGAUAAGUUCAUUUUUCCUGCGGAUUUUAUUGUGUUGGAUAUGGAUGAAGACGAGCAAGUCCCAAUCAUACUUGGAAGGCCAUUUUUGAGAACCGUCCAAGCUUUAGUUGAUAUAAGGGAGUCCUAG
Messenger RNA from Lactuca sativa (garden lettuce), 516 nucleotides. RefSeq lists its product as uncharacterized. Gene Ontology annotation, molecular function: aspartic-type endopeptidase activity. Gene Ontology annotation, biological process: proteolysis. The record is from RefSeq and is a predicted model, not a curated record. Lineage: Eukaryota; Viridiplantae; Streptophyta; Magnoliopsida; Asterales; Asteraceae.